UCUCAAUUGUUUACAGCGGUCGAAGAGGACUUCCCGCCUCACCCGCGGGAUGUAGCGGAAUUUUUCUUUCCCGUUGCUCAAGCUGACAUAACUGAGUGCUCAACAUACGCAGUUGUUUGUCGUCUCAAGCCUUCUCCAGCGUACGCCAUCACAUCUAGUGGUGGCUCCUUUAGCCAUCCUGACUAUCCACGCGUGACAGUUACAAUCCCUGAGAAUGCUGUGACACCUGAAGCAAAGAUUCCUCUGGUAUUGAAGGUAGGACGGUAUGCAUUAUCUCGAGAUCUUUUCUUGCUGUGGUUACAUGACCAGUUAAUGUUUCUAAGGAUAACUCUUACCAGGUCUCCAAACUCGACAGAAAUGUAACAAUACAGCAGACGUUAGAUGAGUGAAAUUAGGCUCGUAAAAAGUGUUUUUGUCAUGUGGAGACUAUUGCGUUGUCAGAUAGAUAAGGUUUUGCUAUAGUCUCCACCGGAUAUGGUGUUCCUUGCGAAAAUGGUCUCUUUUUUCCUCUAAAACUCGAAAAAAUGGCAGCAAAUCUGACAGUAAGUUCAGGUUAAUUUAGUUGUGUUUUCUAUUAUCCCUUUAGGUGCAAGAAGUUCCAGGUGAAGAAUUUAAAGACCAAGACGUGUUUCUUGGACCAAUACUGCGUGUCAGCUGUUCCCAAAUCGUCGAAUUCUCGAAGCCCGUCACAAUUCAGUUGCCAGUGUCUCUUCGCAGCGACCAGGAAAGGAUUCCAGUCCCCUCGACAUGCCGUGUCAGAGUAUUGUUCUUAAAUUCUGAUGACGAAGAAAAAAAAUGGAUGGAAAUUACAGAUGGUCUUAAAUGUCCUGUACAUUUUGACGGGACAUUUGUUAGGUUCCAGGUAGAACGCUUCUCUGGGUAAGAAGACAUCCAAAUGUUGUAGUAGUUUUGUUGUUAAUGAAUUGGAGGUAAACUGAACUUUUGGUUAUGCUAACGCAAGUUAGCAUACAUUGAAACUGUUGGAAUACUAAGCUACUAUGAGCUACUAUGACCUUAUUGUUACUCUUUUUAACCUUUUUAAAUUCUGAUGAUACUUAUUUUUUGCAUAGCUUUUAUACUGUAUAGCUAAUGUGUGCUUUUAGUUUGUAGUUUUGUGUGUACUACUUAGUAAUGUUUUUCUCUCGUUAAAUUAAGUUUGAGUCAACUGAUUAACCGCCUUAGUGUAUCCCCAUAGUUUUAAAGUGGUAUUUAAGUAAUGGAGAUAUCAACUCGCGUCUUUUAGCUGUGCAAUUCAAAGACAAAAUCAUUCUGUCUGCAAAAGUAAUUCAAAUUCCGCUCUAUGUCUCUUUUAGAUACACUUGCGUUUUUGAAUGGUACAAAGAGGACUUCAGCGGUUCUGGAGUAAUAACGUACUUGACAAGCCUUAUUUGGAAGCAGCCAUUACUUGGCGUUUUCUUCUCCUAUUUCAAUGAAUUAGAUCGUGCUUAUUCUCAAGAUGUUCUCCAUCUUAUAUGCUGCCCAGCGCACAUGAGAGAAAGAGUAGUCCAAGAGCUAGAAAACGCAAACGUGGUUCCAAGUGAGGAAAAUUCACGGAAAAAGCUGAUACCGGGGCAUGACAAAGCAUUCGUGUUUGUAUCAGGAGGAAUAACCCCAGCUGAAAUAGAAGACAUGGAAGAUUUCCAUCUCAUGUAUGUACGGCCGCUGCUACACAAGGCAGGUUUUUGAGCGACGUAGGUCAACCAGAAGUCAGGCCGUUUUCCUUUGGAAUAUGCCUUGACGGUACAAAACUUUGUAUUGCCAAGUGUCUUUACUCCUUUAGAGACGAUUUUCCCGAAAACCUGGGCAAAACCACUACCCAAGACUGCAAAACGUCCACUUCCGGUUGACGUGGGUCGCUCAAAAACGCCUUUCCACAACCCCCCUAAUUAGUCUAAUUUCUCCCGAAAUGAACAUGUCUCGCUACGGAUUUUUUGCAGCGAGUCCUCGUAGCAGGGUGUGCUUUUCCGAGUGUCUCGCACGAAAACUUGUCCAGCUGAACGGCGUCUUUAUUUCAGUAUUGUUAUCGCUUAGUGACUUAAUAUUUUGAAUGAAGGCACGGGGUUUGAAGUGCAAACAUAAUGCACCAUUAUUGACUUUAGAUUGUGUCACAAAUGGACGAAAAGGUUUCGUUGCAAGUUAUUUUGUACUUUGUGUCCAUAAUGGCAAACUAUAUGUACUUGUUUUCAAAAUAACACUAAAACUAGUAGUUAAGCGCGGCGUCUGAAGUCAUGCACAUUUAACUAACGAAAGGAGAGACAGCAUUCAAAUAUUUUUAGUUUCAAUUGCUGUUACGCUUUUGACCCAUAAGCACCCGAGAAUUUCUACACAUCUUGAAAGAAAAAACACCAACGCCUCUUGAAAUUAAGGCUCAAUUGUGCAUCAGUGGGAUAAACUUAUUUUAUUUCAUGUACAUAUCCUUUCAGGUUUGAGAGCGAUAACCGUGACAAAAAGCAACUGCCAGUUCGUUUGAUAAGUGACCAAGUUUUAUCCCAUGUGGAGUUUCGCAGCAGCCCGGAUCCCAACGCGAAUAACCUAUUGUCCAGAUUGAACUUUAGAUUGUCUUCAAUGAAACUUGAUCUCACGGUGAGUACUACACACAAAAACGCAGCGUACCCCGUGUUUUCCUUAUUUAUCAGGCCAUUUACAGCUUUAUGCGACACAUCUCAAUUAUCUCUUCAUGCGAGACACAGGGUCCUUGGAGGAAUUAUGCUCACUGAACUGGGUUUAAGAUAAGCAUUCAAUUCAAAGGUUUAAUUUUUUUAGGGCAGUAUCAUAAUUGAUCGGUAUAUUCCAACGUUUUAGAUGUUGCACACACGAACGAUUCAACCUCUCCAUCUCCACUCAACUUACCACCAAAACUGUCCCAUUACACUGUAGUAAAAACGUCAUUGAAUUUGCCAUCCAUAAGAUUGCAUAAAGGAAAAGAAUAUGAAGCGGUGCGUCUAUCUUAAAAUGGUUAGCCUGUGAGCAACCUCUCUAUUUCCGCGUGCCGCUCUCCACUAAUUUCUCACGAAGGAGCUUGUUCGCAGGCUAAAUAAUGGUAACAGGACUGAGUGUAGUCCAAUUCGGCCUGUAAUCAUACGAGUGAUUAACAAAAUCGGACGACCGCGUAGCGGGAGUCCGAUUUGUUUAAUCACGAGUAUGAUUACAGACCGAAUUGGACGACACGAAGUUCUGUUAUCAAUUAAUCAUAACUUUAACAAAAUUUUUAACAUAAUAGGCUAUUUUUUAAAUCAAAACACAAGAAAUUCGAAAUUUUGUUUUGCUAGCAGUGAAAAAAAAAAGCCAUUUAAGCGCGCGCUUGAUGGCGUGUACUGUCCAAUUACUUAGGCAUGACGUGUACUGUCCUAUUAAACUGUCCAAUUAAGGCUGAAAUCAGGGCAGUUGAGAGCCAAUCAGAUUUGACCAUUUUGUUAUAGUUAUGAUUAAUUGUGAAAUAAUUUGUCGCUCACUGAGUGAUGGUGUUCGGUGCCUUUUAUGUCUUGACCUCUCUUCUUUUUUAUUUACUUUUCAGAAAACUCCAGUAGAAUUUUUCGGCGUGCCUUUAAAUGACCAAACGCUAUUGGAUGCUGAUCCGAACUAUGUACUUUCAGCGUGCAGACCGUUUUUAUCUACUGAUACAUACGAAGAACACUUCAACCACCUCAACAGUGGCUAUAGGACACCCAAACAAGCACUAAUGAGUCUUUUGCAGUUUGUAGCAGGGUUGGAUCCUAACAGCCAAGAUGAAUGUUUUGAAGCCGUUGUGAGUGCACUUCGAGAGGCGAGCAAUGUAGGAUUUUUACAUGUUAUUGAACGUCUUCAGAAAGGUAACAUGUUUUGCAAAACGUAACUUCUAUAAAGGUUUCGAAGCUGUCGCCAUCGUGGUAUCUGGCAUUGAUGCUUGCCGGGAAAAAUAUUACUUCCGCUCACGUGUACCAGACGCUUCCGUAGAAUGCAGGCUAUCGCCAGAAAAUGUAUGUACGGCAACCAAGAAGCCUGUGGUCUUCUCGGAUAAGGACGAAAAACCGUAGAUUCUUGUGGGACGUAGAAGAACCCACUCUGCUGUUCGUAAAGAAUAGGGGGCGUAGAGCCCGGUGGUGUGGUACAACCUGUUAAGGGCUGGGUGCGUAACGAAGUGGUUGAUAUCACUUCGGACGUAAGUCCUGUUUCAUCCCCUGUCACCGUGUUGAGUCACCCUGGCGAAUUCAAUAAAGUAAAGUUGAGAUUGUAUUUGCAUAACUGUUUCGGAUAGACUUGGAAUAUUUGAAUAUUUCACACGUUUUGCGCAAAAAAGCCGACUGUUCGUCUGAAACAUAGCAAAAAGUGAAAAUAUACAAUUCCGCUGUUGUCACUAUACAAAAAAUCUCUUUUUAUCCUAAAUUUACCGAGGAGCAGGCAAAUUAAGACUAGCUAAGGUGUAUCUGGGGGGGGGGGGGGGCGCCCUUCUUGAUUUGCAUAAUUCUUCAGAAUAUAAGAUAGCCGAAUCCAGUAAUUCCUAAUUAACCACAUGUUAUUCUUUUCUCGAUAGCACGUCAAAAUGUUAACAUAGCUUUAGCAGAAAGGAGUGAAGUGAUCAACAAGGUGUCAGAAAAAGUGUGUUCAUCGUGGAAAAGACUUGCAAGAGAGCUCGAGCUCAGAGCCGGGCAAAUUGACAACAUAUCAGAGGAGGAACAAGAUGACGAAGAACGCUGCCAUGAAACAUUGCGAACAUGGUGUCAGCUUAACGGAAGGAAUAGCACUAUUAGAAAACUCAUGAUCUCACUGACAAAAAUAGGAAAGGCAGAAGUGAACCACGACGUCAUGAGAUGUUUGCAUCUUGUGGGUCCUGAUUAA
This is a messenger RNA of Porites lobata, 4815 nucleotides long. NCBI's taxonomy places the organism in Eukaryota, Metazoa, Cnidaria, Anthozoa, Scleractinia, Poritidae. The record is from the annotation of a GenBank genome assembly.